Messenger RNA from Racocetra fulgida, 407 nucleotides. The record is from the annotation of a GenBank genome assembly. NCBI's taxonomy places the organism in Eukaryota, Fungi, Glomeromycota, Glomeromycetes, Diversisporales, Gigasporaceae.
UAUAUGGAAUGGACCGAGUAUUAUCUUCAAAAAAGGAUACAGCUUCGCGUCAAGCAUCUAUUCAAGAAGCUUUGAAUUUUCUUCAAGUGCAAAAGACUAGUUCAAGUUCACCUUUAAGUGUACGCAAAGUUGCUUUUAAUUAUGGUAUCGCUGAACAAACCUUGCCGCCUUUAGCAUCGAUUUUGAAGUAUCCACAUUCGAAGCAAUUGUCAGUUGAGAAAAAACCUCAAAACCGACCCAAAAACUUCAAAUUCGGAACACUUGUAACUGCAGAAUCCAUUGUAAAAGAAUUGGAGGACAGAGAAAAUGUAAAGCAAAAAAAGGCUGAAGAUACAAGAUUAAGAAAGAAACGACGGGCUAUAAAUAAAACAAACAAGCAAGCCCAAAAUAAUGCUAAAAAUAAAUAG